CCACGUCCCUUCAUCUCAUCCGCCCAUCUUUAUUUCUCGUUCCUCGUCGCCGACACAUAUUAAAAUUGCGACGUUCUUCGCAACAACAUGUCGUCGAGGAUACGCACAGACCUCGAGAGCCUCACGCGGUUCCGCGCGCCAGGUGUACGACCCUUUCGGUUACUCCUCGCCGUCGUUGGGCUACUCUGUGUGGGCCUACUUGUAACGUCGCCCACAGCGCGGACGUACGUACCAUACGAGAAGUUCAAAUACGGUUCUUCAAAAGGUGGAAGUGGGAGUGGAAGUGAUGGAGGGUACACCGUCGUACGUCCUCCACACGCAAAACCCGUAAACGUCACCAUCUCUCCACCCGUCGACCCGGAAACCAACCGCGCAAACGCAACGCUCCUGAUGCUCGCACGAAACAGCGAUCUAUCAGGUGUAGAAGCUUCCAUGAGAUCCCUCGAAUCCGCUUUCAAUCAUAAACACAACUACCCCUGGACUUUCCUCAACGAAGUACCAUUUUCACUCGAGUUCAAGAAACGCGUUCGCGAACUCGCCAGCGGAGAAGUCAAGUUCGGCUUAAUCCGAAGCGAGGACUGGUAUCCUCCCGACUGGCUCGACGAAGAAAAGUACGAACACGAUCGUAAGGAGAUGGAAAAGCUACGAACAGUACCCUACGCGGGGAGUACGACCUAUCGUAACAUGUGUCGUUUCAACUCCGGAUUUUUCUUCCGACAAAACGUAUUGGAUGAGUUUAAGUGGUAUUGGAGGGUGGAACCGCAUGUGACGUUCCCGUGUGAGAUUCCUGGAGACCCAUUUGUGUAUAUGAUCGAGAAUAAUAAGCGGUAUUCGUUUACGAUUACUAUACCGGAGUAUGGUGAGACGAUACAAUCGCUGUGGCCUACUGUUAAAGGCUUCAUGUCCGAUUACUCGCAUCUCAUGCCCGAUAACAACGCACUUGCAUAUUUAACGGACGACAACGGAGAGUCGUACAACCGAUGUCAUUUCUGGUCAAACUUCGAAGUCGCAGACCUCGACUUCUUCCGUUCCCCCUCCUACCUCCAAUUCUUCAACUCUCUCGACCAAACGGGUAACUUCUUCUACGAACGAUGGGGAGACGCACCCGUGCACUCUAUCGGUGUUGCGCUCCUCCUACCUAAAGAGCAAAUUCAUUUCUUCAAGGACAUAGGGUACUACCACGUACCCUUCUGGAACUGUCCCGCGGAUGAAGGGAAUGAGUUGCAAUGCAAUUGUGAGAGAGGACAGAGCUUUGAUGUACAUGGGAGUGCGUGUAUGAAGAGGUUUGAGGGGUUGUUCCCUGAUGGUGUUAUUGGGUGAGGUAUAUGCAUAUUUCCUUCUCUUUUAAUCUUAUUAUACACACACAAUGCAUGAAUAAACCUUAGACCAGCUGGAUCCUGUCCUCAUCCUGUCCUAUCCUCACCUCCCUCUCGCAUAUGUAAAAUCUUGGAAGUCAUCAAUGAUAUUGCAUAUAUUAAUUGAUACAUUGGUGGCCGGAAUGAUGGUAAGUUGCCGACCUUGACCCGACUAUAUAGACACCCUCUGUAGGCCACGACUUGUCAAUCGAAUACAUCGUGACGAUUAAAGAUGGCGGCUACCACUGAUACUUCCGACUCGUCUCAGCUGAUUGAGAGCUUGGCAGCUAUGUCAAUAGCUGGGGGCAAUAAACAAAUAGUCCCUAUAACUCCAACGUCUGCUCCAGGAGCAGAGGAUGUGUCGAUGGAUACCCUGGCGCAGUCAUUUGUCGAUCAAUCAUAAUCAACGACGUCUACUCCCAUGUCACUGUCUAAUGAUACUUCAGCACCCGGAUCGGGUCCAUCGGUGUUUGCAUCUACACCAUCGUCAACUCAGACUGUGCCAGACUUUGACUUCAUGUCGAUUGGAUUUGAUGACUUCACAUCGAUGUUCGGUAAGGAAGAACCUAUCGACUUCGAUUGUGAUUUCGAGAGCUGGUUCACUACAGAUGUGGAUGGUAUUCUUCCAACGACUGCUCGAGCAGGGCAGGUGGGCGCAUUUCCCAAUAAUCAAUCAUAACCAACGACGUCCACUCGCAAGUUGCCACCUAAAGGCGUUGGUACUGCAGUACCUGGAUCAGCUCCGUCAGUACCGGCGCCGUCAGUUUCUGCAGACUGCAACCGCACCACCGCCGAACGUUGACUUCGACUUCAUGACGGAUGGGUUUGAUGACUUCAUAUCGAUGUUUGGUAGAGACGCU
Molecule: messenger RNA, 2215 nt
Organism: Fomitiporia mediterranea MF3/22
Lineage: Eukaryota; Fungi; Basidiomycota; Agaricomycetes; Hymenochaetales; Hymenochaetaceae
Product: glycosyl transferase
Exons: 5
Coding region: 88-1320 (410 amino acids)
Biological process (GO): protein O-linked glycosylation; cell wall mannoprotein biosynthetic process; protein N-linked glycosylation
Cellular component (GO): membrane; Golgi apparatus
Molecular function (GO): alpha-1,2-mannosyltransferase activity
Source: RefSeq, a predicted model, not a curated record